This is a messenger RNA of Sodiomyces alkalinus F11, 2617 nucleotides long. RefSeq names its product 26S proteasome non-ATPase regulatory subunit 3. NCBI's taxonomy places the organism in Eukaryota, Fungi, Ascomycota, Sordariomycetes, Glomerellales, Plectosphaerellaceae. Gene Ontology annotation, cellular component: proteasome complex; proteasome regulatory particle, lid subcomplex. The record is from RefSeq and is a predicted model, not a curated record. The transcript has 3 exons. The coding region runs from base 412 to 2160 and encodes 582 amino acids. Gene Ontology annotation, molecular function: enzyme regulator activity. Gene Ontology annotation, biological process: ubiquitin-dependent protein catabolic process; regulation of protein catabolic process.
CAAACUCAUGUAGCUUAGGAUUAACAUUGGUCCUUGCUGCGCUGGCCAGUGCAUGAGAUCUUUGAAGCUGCUCCCGUCCCGGUCACGCUCCGUCGCUCCAUCGAACCUUCUUGCAUCACAAGACAAAGCAACGACGGCCACCACCAUCACUCAUCGGCGACAGUGGCCUAUCCACCGAUUACCAUCUUGUUUUCCGCUUACCUGCCUUCUGCAUCAGCAUCAUACUCAUUCCUUUUUGGAGCUGAUCUUUCUUUUUUUCCAACAGCCAGGCGCAAUCUGUUCCUGUUGUUCUCCGCUGCUCGCGCUUGCCUCUUCCCCUAGACGAAUUUCCUCGUGCCCCAAUCAAAACCGGCACCUUAUCUAUACAACAGUCGCACCUUUUCUCGUCCCUGCUCUCCCUUCUCCGUCGUCAUGCCGGGAAAGACUCCCAGUAGCAACGGGAAUGAGCCGCUCGAAAACGGUGUCAGGAACGGACAAGACGUCGAAAUGAAGGACGGGAAGUCCAAGGGCAAGAAGGGUGUCAAGGACAGCGAAGAAGAGAUGACUGUUGUUGUACCGCCCACGAAAGGCUCGAAACAGUCGUCUGGCGGUCCAACGCCCGAUACCGAUGAAGAUACCACCAUGGAUGAAGAUAAGGUCAAUGACGAGGCCGUUAAGGUCGACCCAGUUGCCCAGACUGUAGCUGAAAUAAAGGGCAACUUCGCCUUGCUGGACCGAGCCGUUGCCUUAUUUGAUGCCCGAUUUUCUCUCCGAGCACUGCGGUCCAUUUCGCUGUUCCGCAAGCGCCUCGACCCGGAUAUCAUUGCCCAAGCCAUCGUGGAUACUUUCCCUGCGAUGGUCACAUCCGGACUUGCUGCCAAGCAGCUUCUUAUUGCCAUCGGCCGCGAAAACAUGCCAUUGGGUCGUUCUGGCAGCUCUGAGAUGGAAGUCGACAAUGAGUCGUCUGCGAAGACACCCAAGAACGGCGCCACGAAGGAGGUCAAGGAAAUCAUUCCCGAGAUUGACAUCUUCCUCGGCAUUCUCAUACAAGUGUAUCUGUUCGACUCGAAGCAGUUCCAGCGCGGUGCCGAGUUCUCGAAGUACCUUGCCGACCGUGUUCAAUCUCUCAACCGCCGGACAUUAGAUUCCCUCUCGGCCAAGGUGUAUUUCUAUUACUCGCUCUUCUGCGAGCAGCUCGCGCCCCAGCCUCCGUCUCCUCAGUCGCCCGUCGUUUCGAUCCGUCCAACUCUCCUGGCAGCUCUGCGUACCGCCGUACUUCGGAAGGACAUUGAUACACAGGCUUCUGUCAUCGUUCUCUUGUUGCGCAACUAUUUGUCGACCUCCCACAUCACCCAGGCUGAUCUUCUAGUUUCUCACACCCAGUUUCCCGAGAAUGCGGUUAACAACCAGGUUGCCCGUUUCUUGUACUACCUGGGACGAAUUCGCGCCAUCCAGCUGCGCUACACGGAGGCACACGAGCACUUGACGGCUGCCACGAGGAAAGCCCCAUCAAGCGCCUGCGCUGCGGGUUUCUCGGCCACCACCACCAAACUGCUGCUCGUUGUCGAGCUGUUGAUGGGUGACAUUCCAGAGCGAUCCACUUUCCGGCAACCGACUCUCGAGCUGGCUCUCCAGCCUUACUUUCUGCUUGUCCAGGCUGUGCGUAUCGGUAACCUGGGUGAUUUCGAGACGAUCAUUGCUGAUCAUGCCGAUACCUUCCGGCGCGAUGGCACGUACACUCUUAUCCUGCGCCUGCGGCAAAACGUGAUCAAGACCGGCAUCCGCAUGAUGUCACUGUCUUACUCUCGUAUCUCGCUUCGCGAUAUCUGCAUUCGUCUGCGCCUCGGUAGUGAAGAAUCAGCAGAGUACAUCGUGGCCAAGGCUAUUCGCGAUGGUGUCAUCGAAGCCACUCUCGACCGAGAGAGGGGCUUUAUGAAGAGCAAAGAGGUCGGGGAUGUAUAUGCGACACGGGAGCCUGGCGAGGCCUUCCACGAGAGAAUCCGUGCCUGUCUGGCCCUACACGAUGAGAGUGUCAAGGCCAUGCGCUUUCCUAUGAACCAACAUCGCCUCGAACUUAAGAACGCUCAGGAGGCCCGGGAGAGGGAGAGAGAGAUGGCCAAGGAGAUUCAAGAGGGAGACCUUGACGAAGAUGACCUAGGCGGCGACUUUGACGGGAUGUAGAUGGGGUUCCCUUUUUUCGUUGUGUUAUCAAACUAUUCGCCCAGUCCGCCCAGGAUAAGUAGGCCCGCGGGUCUACUUGUGACAACGCAUGGGUUUGUUUCUCUCGUAAUAUAUCCGUCGGCCGAGGGGAAGGGGGAGGAGCUUGGGUUCUCGCUUUUUUUGUUCUUUUUCUUUUUUCCCCCUCGGAUAAUAGACCGCUUGAGGUGUGAACAAGCCUGUGUAAGGGUCGUUCCUCUGUUAUGCUGAUGGCGGAGACGGAGGGACACCUCAAGUGGUUUAAAGGGUACGGAGGAUCGAGAGAAUGGGAGAUGCUUUCUUACAAGCACCUGUAGCAUGUAACAUGAGCUGCAUGGAUGCGCUCGAUUGUACUAGAUAAGGCAAUUACUCGGCAUGCAUAUUGGCAAUCGAUAUCUUCAUUACACCGUCUUAUCCUUUCUGGUUGUUGGGUUGGUUGAUU